AUGGCACGUUAUGAACAAAGAGAGCUUCUAGAGCAAUUGAUGGGGAAAGACACACUCAUCAAUCCAUCAAGACAACGAAGAGAAUUAGGAUUAUCAGAUCCAAAGAUCUGUAAAAGUUUCUUAUUAGGUAUAUGUCCUUAUGAUUUAUUUUCAGGAACAAAGCAAGAUAUGGGGAGAUGUAAUAAAAUCCAUUUAGAGAAGCAUAAAUUACAAUAUGAAAGAGAAGUGGCACAGGGAAAGAAAUUCCCUGAUUUUGAAAGGGAAGUUACAAAUAAUCUAAAUAGAUUUGUUAUUGAUUGUAAUAGAAAGAUUGAUAUUGCUCUCAAAAGAUUGGAACAUACACCUGAGGAGAAGUUGAAGAUUAGUGAAGCUGCUAAGGAGUUGGAAGUUGUUGAUGCAAAGAUUAGUAUUAUGAUACAGGAGAUUGAAAAAUUGAUACAGAAUAAAGAGAUAUUGAAAGCUAUUGAUCAAAGCGUGAAGCUUGAGGAGUUGUCGGUAAAGAAGGAGUACCAUGUUAAAAAAUUGAGAGAUGUUACUGAGAAUGCUGGACAAAGUGCACAACAAAAAUUGCAAGUUUGUGAAGUAUGUGGAGCUUAUCUUUCAAGAUUGGAUAGUGAUAGAAGGUUGAGUGAUCAUUUCCUUGGGAAGAUCCAUUUGGGUUAUGUUCAGAUGAGAAAUGUGUUGAAUGAGUUGAAGAGAAAGAAUAAGUGAUUAGUUGAAGUCUGGUUCUAUGAAUUACUUCAAGGACAUUGAGAGUAUCAGGAUUAAAGAUCUCUGACAAUACUUCAUGUGUUAUCACCAUUUAUUUCCUUCUUUAGGAACAGAUAAAUCACAUUUGGUUAAUUUUAAUGAAUAUUUCAUGACAUUACUCUGAGUUACUUGUAAGCUGCUUUUAUUGGCUCUGAUGGAAACAUUACCAGUGAAAGUUCAUUAUAACUACUUCAUUCCAGCCAUUAAAACCAUUAGGAUUCACUGUCAUAAAGACCAAACCAAAUUAAUUCAACUUUUUGAGGUUACAAUUUACAAUUAUAUAUUGCGGAAAUUUGACGGACACGGACAAUUGACGGACAGUCGGCGGUCGCUGUUUGCGGUCUUCGG
Molecule: messenger RNA, 1098 nt
Organism: Hansenula anomala
Lineage: Eukaryota; Fungi; Ascomycota; Saccharomycetes; Phaffomycetales; Wickerhamomycetaceae
Gene: LUC7
Product: Luc7p
Exons: 1
Coding region: 1-711 (236 amino acids)
Biological process (GO): mRNA splice site recognition
Cellular component (GO): U2-type prespliceosome; U1 snRNP
Molecular function (GO): mRNA binding
Source: RefSeq, a predicted model, not a curated record